Drosophila rhopaloa is the source of this 969-nucleotide messenger RNA. RefSeq lists its product as uncharacterized. The record is from RefSeq and is a predicted model, not a curated record. The transcript has 3 exons. Bases 404 to 964 code for a protein of 186 amino acids. Lineage: Eukaryota; Metazoa; Arthropoda; Insecta; Diptera; Drosophilidae.
CAAUUGGAUUUGUAGAAAAACCAAGAAUGCAAAAUCUAUACCGUCGGCUUUGUAGCCUUAAAAAUAUGUAUAUUGUUCUGCAGUUUUUCUUAUCUAUCUAAAACCACAUAAAUUCAUUUUAAGAUGCACAGCUUUUAUUUUAUUUCAUCGUAAUGAGCACAGUAUUUCUGCGUGAUCAGUCUCCGUUUCUGAUUAGCAAGGCGAUAAAGAAGGCGAUUGGGUAAACAAUAAUGGACAAACACUAAUUAAUUUUACUGGGGGUCAAAAAAAAAAUUGCACUAUUAAUAUUUCGGUAGCUCUGCUGUGCCUUAGUGGAAGAUCGCGAUAAGAAAUGGCGAAACAAUUGCACUGUAUUUCUAGGGUCCAGUAAAUCAGUCUUCGAUCAGCCUCUAUCAGCAGCGCAAUGUCUAUAGUUUUUUGGAUUUGCUUUUACGUUUCCCUUUUCUCGGUCCUGGCCGUACGUUUUCCGAAUCAUAACUGUGAUAAUUAUUUUACAUAUGACGUCAUGAACGGGGGUAAAACAUACAUAGGUAUUUUUACGCCAAACAACACCGGAAUGAUUGCAUUUUUCUGGAAGGCAAUUUUCUCGUCUCGAGGCGCCUAUAUGGAUCAAGUCGAUUUUCUCAAUCCAUACCCCUCUAAUGAGGAGUGGGCCGUCAAUGUCAGAAGUGGAAAGCCUGCAAAGAUGUUCGUGAAGUUUAUAGAUAUUGAAGACGAGCUGCCCAUGCUGACUAGUUUGAUACUUAAUGAUGUAACACUGUGCGUCAACCCGACAUACUCACCACCCUCGACUACAGUUAUUUUAUCCCGAAAUGAAAGUUUCUUUAGAAUUUCUAGUUUGUAUAAUAAUGUUGGUAAAACACUGUAUACAAAAAUUAGUGACAGAAACUACUUCGCUAAUUUGACUAAAAAAUUGAGCCAAAUUACAAGACCCUCGGGAGUAGAAUUUAAGCCUCGUUACUAAGAAAC